This is a messenger RNA of Ilex paraguariensis (yerba mate), 585 nucleotides long. Lineage: Eukaryota; Viridiplantae; Streptophyta; Magnoliopsida; Aquifoliales; Aquifoliaceae. The record is from the annotation of a GenBank genome assembly.
AUGAUAGCUUCGGAUAGUGGAUUGCCGACUGGCAUGGUUCUCCCAAGGUGGGUGCCGAUCGGCGAUGCUCGAAUUCGAGCAAGGCUUGUAAACAAUUGUAAGGCUGAAAAGGCAUAUAUGGCAAACUGGAAAUACUACUCUGGCUUCAUCGUGCUGUUGCUACUUCUCUUGGCUACCCAAGAGAAGGUAGUGGUGCGCGUAGAAGCAAGGCUGUGCGAGUCGCAAAGCCAUGGGUUCAAGGGGCAGUGCUGGAGUGACCACAACUGUGGUAUUGUGUGCAGGAACGAAGGUUUCGCUGGUGGUCAUUGCCGAGGCUUCCGCCGUCGCUGUUUCUGCACUAGGAAUUGUUGAUCAUGCAUCUCUCUCUCUUUCUGUAUAAAGUAUCAUAUCUGUGGAAAUAUGGAACAAAUAAAAUAGAAUAUAUAAUAAUGUAACAGCAUGCAUGCACUAGCAGUAGCAGCUGAGCUACUGCUGGCUGGCUGGCUACAUCCAUAUCCAUAGCUAUUGCAUCCGCAUGUGUGUUCCAAAUAAAGGAAUUAUGUGCUUUUUAGUUAUCAAUAAACAUGAAUAAAUAAAUAUCUUUGU